AUGAAUUUACCCCAAGAAGUAAUUUUACGUGUUAUUGACAAAUUUUUAAAUGUAAAAGACAGUAUUAAUUUUGUUACUUGUAAAAAAACAAUAUGGUCAAUAGCUAUACUUCCUCGUCGUAAAGCACUCGUCCUUAAAAACCAUUCCGAUGUCAUUCAAAUCAGAAGAGCCAAAGAAAUCAUAAUUGAAAACAGGUACUAUCAUCCUGAUUUCAUCAAGCAUGUUUUAAAGUAUGCCAUCAACUUGAAUCAUAUCAAAUUCGAAAAAGCCAAUUAUAAAAUUGCCUUUAUUCAGUUGUUUAUGGUGAUUAAUCAAAAAUGCAAGUUGACAGUUCCAGCAACAGAUCUGAAUUUAUUCCAAGUUGUUGUUAAGGAUAAUUGUAACGAAUACAUUGACAUCGAUACAGUUAAUCAUGGUGGCAAGAGUGUAAAAAGAAUAAAAACUCCCGAGAUGGGUAUUAACAUCAUGAAAGACAAUUUGAGUGAUAUUCUUCUCAAUCACCAUAACAAUCAAUUGUUUGAUACAGAACAAUAUUCUAUUUAUAACAAUUUACAUCAAACAAACGUGGUGUUAAUGACAUUUCUGUACAUUCAUUCUCAAUCUGUUGAUGAUUGUGCCGAUUCAUCUCGGGUGAAUGCCCAAAACGAAGCUGUAUUUUGUAUCUGUAAAAAGACAAGGUUUGGACUUGAUUUUUUUGAGUUGACUGUCCGAUUCAGUAACGUUGAAUUGCUUGCCACCUCCGGCUUUUAUGGUCCUAUUGAAGGCCACACCAUCACCCCGUUUUUUGGGUCCUCGAUUCAAAAAUUACCAACAUCAAUCACAGGUGCAUAUAAUACUGUUGCCUCAAAAGAGGUAUUUAUACCAACAACAGCAAAAGCAUUCACAAAAGAUGUAAGACUUUUAAAUCAAUACAUCAAGACACAUUCUGCAAGACAAUGGAUGUUCCUUAGCAAGAAGUUUAAGUCAAAAGGAUAUAUUCCCCAUCAUCCACUUUCAUUUCUUGUAGAAAAUAUCGUACAAAGAGGAGCUUCUUUGUUGUUAAGAGCUUUUACGUAUAAAAUUCUACCUCAAGAAGAAAUUGCUGAAGUAGAUUCCAGAUUUAAAAAUUCUGUUACCAAACUGACAGCAUCAGGCAAACUAGUAAAGAAAUAUAUUACGGAACUAAAUAGCAAGGAUCAGCUCAUAAUCCGUGAAUAUGAUUAUGUACAAUUAAAAAAAGACAUGUUGUACAUUUAUGAAAACAUACUUGCUGGAGCCAUUAAAAAACAGAAACAGAACAUUGGCAUUAAAAGUUGA
This is a messenger RNA of Cokeromyces recurvatus, 1296 nucleotides long. RefSeq lists its product as uncharacterized. NCBI's taxonomy places the organism in Eukaryota, Fungi, Mucoromycota, Mucoromycetes, Mucorales, Mucoraceae. Bases 1 to 1296 code for a protein of 431 amino acids. The transcript has 3 exons. The record is from RefSeq and is a predicted model, not a curated record.